Messenger RNA from Strigops habroptila (Kakapo), 2838 nucleotides. RefSeq names its product acylglycerol kinase (gene AGK). Lineage: Eukaryota; Metazoa; Chordata; Aves; Psittaciformes; Psittacidae. The transcript is spliced from 16 exons. Gene Ontology annotation, biological process: ceramide biosynthetic process; protein insertion into mitochondrial inner membrane. Gene Ontology annotation, cellular component: mitochondrion; TIM22 mitochondrial import inner membrane insertion complex. The record is from RefSeq and is a predicted model, not a curated record. Bases 639 to 1733 code for a protein of 364 amino acids. Gene Ontology annotation, molecular function: ceramide kinase activity; acylglycerol kinase activity; ATP-dependent diacylglycerol kinase activity.
CGGCUGUUCAAAAGCUGUGAAUAUCUCUAUUCAUUCCCUUGGAAAAAAGGUUAAUAAACUCUGAGAAUCGGGGAAUAUUUCUAUGUAAUAGCUCAGCCGUGGGAAGAGGGGGCAGGGCGUAAAGGUGGUGCUUUUUGCUGCAGAAAUAUGCUAGACACAGACCUGAAUUUCCUUCUAGGGAGGAUGAAGCUCAUGUUGUGUUCUGCGUACAGGAGAGCCAAGGAAAAGCAUGGAGGGGAAGGAAGGGGAGAGAUUAUUCUUGUGCAGAGUCUCUCUGAGUUACCCAACCAAAACCCCCGCCAGUGUGAUUCAGGUCUUUCUCCAAGCCAGUGGAGCAGGCACUAACUGCGGACAUGACUACCCCAGGGACUCACAUCUCCAGGCAGAGCUGGAAAUGAGGGCAAGAGAAUCCAUCAUGAACUUUUUCUGCUCUCACAGCUACACAGAAAGUCUCCUGCUCCCCUUGCUCCUGGCGGUGGCAGGACCCUGCUCCAUGGCUGCGGGUCACAUCAUGUGCUGGAGGACAGCCACACAGCGAGGCUCGCUGAGAGGACCGGGACACAGGCAGCGAUAACCUGCUACGAAGAGCUGCAUGCCAAGAAGCUGAGGUUUUUGGCAACCAGCUGAUCCCUUCCAGUAUGCCAUUGAAGAAAGCAACAGUGUUCCUAAACCUGGCAGCUUGCAAAGGCAAAGCCAGAAACCUUUUUGAAACAAAUGCUGCUCCAAUUUUGCACUUAUCUGGCUUGGAUGUAACUGUAGUUAAGACUGAUUAUGAGGGACAAGCAAAAAAGCUGCUGGAAUUGAUGGAAAACACAGAUCUGAUCAUUAUUGCAGGAGGAGAUGGCACAGUGCAAGAGGUCAUAACUGGGCUUCUCCGCAGAGCAGAUGAGGCUGCCUUCAGUAAGAUUCCUAUAGGAUUCAUACCUCUUGGAAAGACCUGCACCCUGAGCCAUACGCUCUACCCUGAGAGCACAAACCAAGUCGAACAUAUUACUAAUGCUACAUUGGCCAUUUUGAAGGGAGAGACGAUUCCACUUGAUGUCUUGCAGAUCAAGGGAGAAAAGGAACAGCCUGUGUUUGCAGUGACUGGUUUAAGAUGGGGAUCUUACAGAGAUGCAGGAGUUAAAGCUAGCAAGUACUGGUACCUUGGGCCUCUGAAAACCAAAGCAGCUCACUUCUUCAGUACAUUUAAGGAAUGGCCUCAGAAACAUCAGGCUGCUCUCAUGUAUCUGGGUCCAACUGAGAGACCUCCAGAAGAGCCAGAGGAGAAACCGUCCAGACCUCCAUUGUAUGUGAGGCUUUACAGACGGCUUCGGUUAUACUGGUCAUCUCCUUCAAAAGAAAUCCCCCAGGAGGUAGCCCCGGAGGACUGGGAAGAGCUGAAGCUGUCCACCGUUGAGCUUUCCAUUGCAACUCGGAACAGGCAGCUUGAUCUGACACGCACAGAAGACUUCAUGGAUAUUUGCAUUGAAGCGGAUACUGUCAGCAAAGGGCAGUUUGUAAGCAGAGGAAGUCAAAAGAUGCGUGACCCACAUACGUGCCCUGAAGGGAGUCAAUGUAUCCAAGCCAGCAGAUGCAUCUUGCAACUUCCAGAGGGCACUGAGGGAUCCUUUGGCAUUGAUAAUGAGGAGUAUGAAGCUAUGCCUGUGGAGGUGAAGCUAUUACCCCGGAAACUCCGGUUCAUCUGUGAUCCCAGAAUGAGAGAGCAGAUGCUCCAUGCAACAGUACAAUGAGAAUUCAUGUCAAAGGGGCCAUGUUUACCAGUCUUAUCGGGGUCUCUUCAAGGCACACAAGACCUUGCUAACUUAAUUACCCCCACCAGAUUAAUAAGUCUAUUUGUCUACAUAGUCAUUUGGCUGUUUUUAUGUGGGAGGUACUUCCAUUGGAAGUGGCUGAUGUGGCUGGUCUUAGAGGGGUAAAAAUGCAAAUGAAAAUUCUGAGAAAUGCAUGUUAACUUGAUGGCACCUUUUCUUUUUUUUCCCCAAAGAAGCCAUCAGCAGUCAUUUACAGCACUGCAGGCUGAGUGCUGUGUGCCAGAUGCUACUGCUUUAAUGCAAUUGUAUAUUAAAGUAAAAUGAAAGCACACUUGUCCUUGUUUUAAGAGGUGAAGUCUACUUUAGUUACCUGUGUAUAAAUCUUGCAAAACUUGGGAUCUUGGAAAAAUUAUUUUGGGGAGUAAUGCUAAGGAAGUCUAUGAAAUGUUGGAAUUGCUACAUUCAAACAGGUGAUUGGUUAUCUACUCUUGUCACAAAAUAAAUUGGAAAUUGAUUAGUGAUCCAGAGCUUCAGAGGAAGUUAAAAAAUCCCCCUGUGUACCUGGGUAAGAUAUGUUAUUUUUCUUCCAUCUUGCCAGAUACAACAGCACGGCAUUCCAGUUAAUAAUAUAGUAGAAAUCUAUUCCUCUGAUCAAGUUUAGCUACAUUACAGAGCAGCAAAUUGGAAAAUGUCAUCAUUGACCCAAAGCUGUAUGAAGUACAUGUUUUAACAAGCCAAAUGAGUCUUUUUUUUGUAAGUAUUCCUUUUAUUCCUGUAGUAGAAUAACACAAAUAAGGGCAUCCAAAUAACUUUUAUUGUUCAUUGUGUCUGGUUGCUAUUCUCUAAUGUAAACAGUGCUCACCACUCCUUACAGAGUCUACGUUCCCUUGAGUCUCAGUACUGUAAUUAGUUUUGUUGCUUUUCUGAGCUUUUGUUUAUAGCUUUGCUUUAAUUGCUGAAAGGAAAUAUUACUGACUUAGGCAAGGUUAUCUGUUGCCCUUCUUAUUAUAACUUACAAGUUUACAUGAUUCUGCCUUGCUUACUGGAAGAAGAAGAAAAAUGGAUUCUUACUUUUCUGAUGUGA